Paraphaeosphaeria sporulosa is the source of this 901-nucleotide messenger RNA. RefSeq lists its product as uncharacterized. Lineage: Eukaryota; Fungi; Ascomycota; Dothideomycetes; Pleosporales; Didymosphaeriaceae. The record is from RefSeq and is a predicted model, not a curated record. The coding region runs from base 164 to 655 and encodes 163 amino acids. The transcript has a single exon.
CAGCCUUGGCAACGGCAAAUUGCUUCCUGCACCAAAUCACCGCGCAUCCUUCAGCCCCAAACAAGCGAUGCAGCAACGUUUGGAGCAGCAGCACAGCCGCUCUGUCAUUCAUCAUCUGAACUGGUCGGUGUUUCGCAUCGCGACGAACAGAUAGGCAUACCGUAUGUCGCGGGAGGCCGAAGCCGGACUACUGAACCCGGAGUAUACCACUUUACGGUCAGGGCUAUAUUUAGUAUACGGGAAGAGAGUGUAUUAUCAGGCAGCAGUACAAAUUGUAUGCCUGUACACAACAGCACUGCGUAUGGAGGUAGUCACCUUACUGCCAUCCCAGCCCUAUCCGGAGACCGUGCAACAUGUCUUGCGUUAUUCCGGCCCGCAACCGAGACUGAUUUGGCGCGAUGUUUCGUCACUAAUUAUUUCACUCUUCAGGCCACCCUCGGUCAUAUAUCGAGAAACACAGUUCCGCAUAUGCCACUCGUUCAGUCCUUCAAAUUUUCUCUGUCAUUCAUUGUCAGAGCAGAUGACCCAGAAUAUUAGCGCGCGUUAUAUUGCCAUCCCUCUCGUCUCAAAAGCCGCAUGGUUUGAUGUAACAGUUGAUGGUGCCGCCCUGCAAAAGAAGAAAGAGAGCUUACUUUCAGAUUACACGAGGCGUUAGUGCCUCGGAUACUCAGUAUGACCUGCCGUCAGUGGUUGUGACAAAGUCCCUUCAAUGCCUACGGUGUUGGCCUAGCUUACAGCAGUCUUAGACUUACGCGAACCACUACCGAUUUUCGACAGGAUCAUGUUGUAAUUAGUUCUUACGUUCCUUUACAAGAUGUACCCGACACAGUGGCUGACAGAAAAAAUGAGAUCGCACCAUAGGCGCGCACCUCAUCCCAUAUCAACUCACUCUUAUACGUUU